AUGGGUGUCAGAUCGGGUUCAAGAGAGAUGCAACAGCGUGACCGCAACGAAGGGGGUGGGAAUGGAAAUAGUGGAGGAAGCUCUGGUGGGCUAGUUUCUUCAUUGAUGAAAUCAUGGAGAAUUUCUUCUUCCUCUUCACACUCUUCUCAAGCUCGAAGCUCCGGUGGUAGGACUUCAAAUAUGUCAACCCCCGCUCAUAUAAAUAGUAGUGACAUGGCUGAUACUGAGAAUAAUGGGAACUUCGAUGCCAUGAUUAGACAGCAAAUUCCUACGGGGCAUACUUCACAAAGUCCAUUGAGAUAUUCCUCUACGUCUGAAAGUCCAAAGCCUUCGAUGUUUCAUUCUCGAUCUCACCAUCAACAUAGUCAUCAUAAGCACCUACAUCAUCACCAUCAUUAUAAUCCUAAUAAUAGCUCUAAUAAUAAUACUUCUAUUAAUAGUAAUUAUAUUGAAGGUAGCACCGGCGGAAGUUCUUCGCAUAAAAGAACAGAUAAAGUAUUCCAGGAUCUAGACGAAGAUUGGAGUGCAGUUAUUGACGAUUAUAACAUGCCAAUUCCAAUGAUUGCAAAUGGAGGUAUUGCCGCGGGUGUAGGUGAUAGCGGAACCUGUACGAGUACUUCGUCUUUAAACAAUGAUUUCUCUAUACCUAUAACUCCAAAAGUCACCAAUCAGGAGAUCUUAUCUAAUACGCCUUCCUCGGUAGGAAAUUAUAUGCCAGGAGGCACUCCUUUACGAACUUUAUCUAACAGCAUACAUCCAACUCUAUCAGGAUCGGUAACAAAUUUUACAUAUCCACAAUUACCCCAAUUUGGUCAUGCGCUAAAUGGUCCAGAUUUCAAUAGUAGUCAUUCACUUGUAACAACCACUACCGCAGACAGAAAAUCUCAUAAAGAACUUGAAAAUGAGCGUGAUAUUGAAAAAGUAAAUUCAAUCGUUAAUAGAAUGGCAAAAUUUGAUGCUAUUAUUAAGGAUAAGCAUAUUAUUAAUCUCCAAGAUCUAAGAGAGAUUAGUUGGAAUGGUGUACCUAAACCUCAGAGAGCAACUGUUUGGAAAUUACUGGUAGGUUAUUUGCCUGUUAAUACAAGGAGACAACAACCUUUAUUGAAUAGAAAACGUAAAGAAUAUUCAGAUGGUUUAAAGCAUACGUUUUCCAAUGAUCAUUCAAGAGAUGAACCGACUUGGCAUCAGAUUGAAAUCGAUAUUCCAAGGACAAAUCCUCAUAUAACACUAUAUCAAUUUAAAUCAGUCCAGAAAAGUUUACAAAGAAUUUUAUAUUUAUGGGCGAUUAGACACCCAGCGAGUGGUUAUGUUCAAGGGAUUAAUGACAUCGUGACUCCUUUUUUUCAAACUUUUUUAACAGAAUAUUUAUCAGUCUCACAAAUUGAUGAUGUGGAAAAACUAGAUCCAGAAACAUAUAUGACAUCCGAUCAGAUUAAUAAUCUCGAAGCAGAUACAUUUUGGUGUUUAACAAAGGUUUUAGAACAAAUUACUGAUAAUUAUAUCCAUGGCCAGCCAGGUAUCUUGAAACAAGUUAAAAAUUUAAGUCAAUUAGUGAAAAGAAUUGACUCAAAAUUAUAUAAGCAUUUCCAGAACGAACAUGUUGAAUUUAUUCAAUUUGCUUUUAGAUGGAUGAAUUGCCUAUUAAUGAGAGAAUUUCAAAUGAAAGCAGUUAUACGGAUGUGGGAUACCUAUCUCGCGGAAACUUCAAUUGAUACAAGUACAAACACAUCAGCAAGUUUAACGUUAACCACAUCAAAUAAUAUUAAUAAUAAUAAUAACUUAAAUGGUAAUGGUAGUAAUGAUUUUCCACCACAUACACCUACUCAAAUAUCGGCUCCAACGCUAGGUUCACCUUCAGUAGAUUUCUCUUCUCCAAAUGCAAGAAAAGCAUCCUCUGGGAAUACAGCUACUGAUAUGAAGAGACAGAGACACACCUCAUUAAACGAAUUUCAUGUCUUUGUAUGUGCUGCCUUUUUAAUUAAAUGGAGUGAAAAAUUAAUUAGAAUGGAUUUCCAAUCAAUUAUUACUUUUUUGCAAAAUCCUCCCACUAAGGACUGGUCAGAAACUGAUAUUGAAAUGCUUCUUGGUGAAGCUUAUAUCUGGCAAUCUUUGUAUAAAGAUGCAACUUCUCACUGGUUGUAA
Molecule: messenger RNA, 2142 nt
Organism: Henningerozyma blattae CBS 6284
Lineage: Eukaryota; Fungi; Ascomycota; Saccharomycetes; Saccharomycetales; Saccharomycetaceae
Gene: GYP1
Product: GTPase-activating protein GYP1
Exons: 1
Coding region: 1-2142 (713 amino acids)
Biological process (GO): activation of GTPase activity
Cellular component (GO): Golgi apparatus
Molecular function (GO): GTPase activator activity
Source: RefSeq, a predicted model, not a curated record